Lodderomyces oxycetoniae is the source of this 1317-nucleotide messenger RNA. It is a transcript of the gene MCA1, whose product is annotated as Ca(2+)-dependent cysteine protease. Gene Ontology annotation, biological process: proteolysis. Gene Ontology annotation, molecular function: cysteine-type endopeptidase activity. The record is from RefSeq and is a predicted model, not a curated record. Lineage: Eukaryota; Fungi; Ascomycota; Pichiomycetes; Serinales; Debaryomycetaceae. The transcript has a single exon. The coding region runs from base 1 to 1317 and encodes 438 amino acids.
AUGUUUCCGGGACAGGGUAGAUAUACUUAUGGUGGUCAACGACCACCGAUGCAACAGCAGCAGCAGCCUUAUUAUAAUGCUCCGCCAGGGCCUCCGCCGUUUAACGGCGGUUAUUAUCCUCCUCCGCAGGGCGCACCGCCCCCAAAUCUGUGGGGCUAUGAAAGACCCAGUGGGCCGCCUCCAAGCUCGCAUAACUACAGUAAUGCCGGAGGAUAUCAAAGGCCAAGUAAUCCACCACCCCAGCAGCAGCAGCAGCAGCAGCAGUACGGUGCUAGGUCUGAGCCAGGGUAUAAUGGAGAGCCCGAUUAUGGUCAUCGAUAUGGAUCGGGAAAUUAUACACGCCCUCCAAGCCAGCAACAAUCGUUUGGGGUAGACAACUAUAACUACAGAUACUCAAACUGCAAUGGCCGCAAAAAGGCUCUCUUGGUGGGAAUCAACUAUAUAGGGACUUCGAAUGAGUUGAAAGGACCUAUAAACGACGUUAAUAACGUCGAGAACUUUUUAUUGAGACAUGGCUUCAGCUCAGACAAUAUAGUCAAGCUAACAGACAAUCAAAGAAUCCAAAGAGCUAUUCCAACGAGAAAGAACAUAUUGGAUGCAAUACAAUGGUUAGUCAAAGACGCAAAGCCUAAUGACUCGUUGUUCUUUCAUUUUUCAGGUCAUGGUGGUCAGACUGCAGAUCAGCCUGAUCAAUAUGGUAACUACGACGAAGAUGAUGGAUACGAUGAAGUUAUAUACCCGCUUGAUUUCGAGACUAAUGGCUUUAUAAUCGAUGAUUUGCUCCACGACAUGAUGAUCAAAACCUUACCACCUGGAUGUCGAUUAACUGCAUUGUUCGAUUCCUGCCAUUCGGGAUCAGUGUUGGACUUGCCAUACAUGUACUCAACAAAGGGUGUGUUGAAGGAACCAAAUGUGAUGGCCGAAGCAGGGCUGGGUUUAUUACAAGCUGCAAUGUCCUACGCCUCGGGAAACAGCGCGGGAAUUCUCAAAGGAUUGGGAUCUACAGUCAAGUCAUUCAUGAAUGAAGGCAGAGCUUCUAAAGCGGAGAAAGUUAGCAAACAGACCAAAACAGCGCCAUGUGAUGCAAUAUCAUUUAGUGGCUGUAAAGACAAUCAAACAAGUGCUGAUUCAAGAGAAAACGGACAAGCUAUAGGAGCAAUGAGCUAUGCAUUUUUGACGGUGAUGAAUCAGAAUCCUAAUCAGUCGUAUUUGAGUUUGUUGCAAAAUAUGAGGGCAAUUUUGCAAUCCAAGUAUAGUCAGAAGCCUCAACUAACUGCAUCCCAUCCAAUAGAUUGUAAUUUACAGUUUAUAUUUUAG